Messenger RNA from Condylostylus longicornis, 537 nucleotides. RefSeq names its product integumentary mucin C.1-like. NCBI's taxonomy places the organism in Eukaryota, Metazoa, Arthropoda, Insecta, Diptera, Dolichopodidae. The annotation marks the transcript as partial. The transcript has 4 exons. The record is from RefSeq and is a predicted model, not a curated record.
GGAAGCGGCAGUUCUGAGUCUGGUGAAGGAAAUAGUAGCGAAUCCGGUUCUAGCGAAAGUACAGAAACUCUUACUACUGGUACAAUAGAUAGUAGCGAAUCCGCUUCCAGCGAAAGUACAGAAACUCUUACUACUAGUACAUCUGGUGAAGAUGGCAGCGAUGAAUCUGGCUCCAGUGAGAGUACGGAAACUUUGACUGGAACAAUAAUAACUUCACCAACAACUACAACAACAACGACAUCGACAACUACAACGUCCACAACAACAACAACAACAACAACACCCACAACAACAACUCCGACCACUACAACUACUACAACCACGACAACGACCACUACAACUCCUUUGCCCGGAAUAUGUGCUACUUUAGUUACGGGCGAUGGUACCCCAUGCAGAUUUAUGUCCUAUAAUUCAAUGGUUAUAUUCAAUGCGAAAAAUUAUUGUGAAGAUUACCAACAAAUACCGAAAAUGCCAGUUUCAAGUUGUCCCAUAAUGUGCGGUUGUGUUAAACCACCACAAAUUCAAAGUUGGGGCUAG